Molecule: messenger RNA, 6524 nt
Organism: Anolis carolinensis (green anole)
Lineage: Eukaryota; Metazoa; Chordata; Lepidosauria; Squamata; Anolidae
Gene: gad1
Product: glutamate decarboxylase 1
Exons: 16
Coding region: 629-2422 (597 amino acids)
Biological process (GO): GABA biosynthetic process
Cellular component (GO): presynaptic active zone; cytoplasm
Molecular function (GO): pyridoxal phosphate binding; glutamate decarboxylase activity
Source: RefSeq, a predicted model, not a curated record
GGGGCGUGGAAGCCAUGCUGAGGAGUUCCGCCAGAGGUGCCUUUCCACCUUUUCCUCUCUUUUCCUCCUCCAUUCCUCUCCUCUUCUUCUCCCUCUUCCUCGCAUCUCUCCUCCUCCUCUUCCUCUUCCUCUUUUUCACCAUCUUUCUCCCCCUCCCUUCUCUUCCCUCAGAGUUACAGGGUGAGAGAGAGGCGUGAUCCUCCUCCUCCUCCUCCUCGCCGCCAGCUCUGUCCAGACAGCCUUCCUUUCCUUCCCUUUCCCGCCUCUCGAAGCGUCGCCUCAGAAAACCCAUCGAGGCGCCCUCCGUCCUCUCUUCCUCCUCCUCCUCCUCCCGCCCUCCCUCCGUCCGCGGCGCUUUUGUCUGGCAUUUUGAAAAAGACAAGGCGAGAGGAAAAGGGUGGGAAAGGGGGGAAGGAAGGUUCUCCUAUCUCCUUAUCUUCGUGCCCCAGCCCCAUCCUCGCCUUUGGCCGCCGCUUCCCCCCGAAGGCUUCUCGGAGCCCGCUGUGUUCUUUCCUCCCGAUACAUCGCCUUUCCAACCCUCUCGCUUUGCUUUGCAGCCGCGCCUCCUCCUCCGCCUUGAGGGGCUCCUGGACGAAAGCGACGCCGGGCUCGGACUCGCCCGAGCCUCAUGGCAGCCUCGGAGCCCCCCUCUGUCUCCGCCGCCGCCUCCGCCGCGGCCCAGGACCCCAACACCGCCGGCCUGCGACCCACAACCUACGACACCUGGUGCGGUGUGGCCCAUGGCUGCACGAAGAAGAUCGGGCUCAAGAUAUGCGGGUUCCUGCAGCGCAACAACAGCCUGGAGGACAAGGGCCGCCUGGCCAGUGCCCUCAAGGAGCGGCAGGCCUCCCGGAACCUGCGCGUGGCUGCUGGGGAGAACAGCGAGAACGAGGCCCGCUUCCGGAGGACCGAGACCGACUUCUCCAACCUCUUCGCCAGAGAUUUGCUUCCAGCCAAAAAUGGUGAGGAACAGACGGUGCAAUUCCUUCUGGAGAUUGUGGACAUUCUCUUGAACUAUGUGAGGAAGACCUUCGACCGGUCCACCAAGGUGCUGGAUUUCCAUCAUCCCCAUCAGCUCCUCGAAGGAAUGGAAGGCUUCAACCUUGAGCUUUCUGACAACCCAGAAUCACUUGAGCAGAUUCUGGUGGACUGCAGGGACACACUGAAAUAUGGAGUCAGGACAGGUCAUCCUCGAUUUUUCAACCAGCUUUCUACAGGGCUUGAUAUCAUCGGCUUGGCUGGAGAAUGGCUGACAUCUACUGCUAAUACGAACAUGUUUACGUAUGAAAUUGCACCUGUUUUUGUCCUCAUGGAGCAGAUAACACUUCGAAAAAUGAGGGAAAUUAUUGGAUGGACAGAUAAAGAUGGAGAUGGAAUCUUCUCACCUGGUGGUGCUAUAUCCAAUAUGUAUAGCAUCAUGGCUGCCCGCUACAAAUAUUACCCAGAAGUCAAAACUAAAGGCAUGGCUGCAGUGCCUAAACUGGUCCUCUUUACCUCAGAACAUAGUCAUUACUCAAUAAAAAAAGCUGGAGCUGCACUUGGUUUUGGAACUGAAAAUGUGAUUUUGAUAAAGUGUAAUGAAAGAGGCAAAAUAAUACCAGCUGAUUUGGAAGCCAAGAUUCUGGAUGCUAAACAAAAGGGAUAUGCUCCUCUUUAUGUGAAUGCAACUGCAGGCACAACUGUUUAUGGGGCCUUUGAUCCAAUUCAUGAGAUAGCAGACAUCUGUGAAAAAUACAACCUUUGGCUCCAUGUUGAUGCUGCCUGGGGAGGUGGAUUACUAAUGUCCCGUAAGCAUCGCCAUAAACUGAAUGGGAUAGAAAGAGCUAACUCAGUCACAUGGAAUCCACACAAGAUGAUGGGAGUUUUGUUGCAAUGUUCUGCUAUUCUUCUUCGGGAAAAGGGUAUACUUCAGGGCUGCAACCAGAUGUGUGCAGGCUAUCUAUUCCAGCAGGACAAGCAAUAUGAUAUAACAUAUGAUACUGGAGAUAAAGCAAUACAGUGUGGCCGACAUGUGGACAUAUUCAAAUUCUGGUUGAUGUGGAAAGCAAAGGGUACAGUGGGAUUUGAAAGUCAAAUCAACAAAUGUCUUGAAUUGUCAGAAUACCUGUAUAAUAAAAUUAAAAACAGAGAGGAGUUUGAGAUGGUUUUCAAAGGAGAGCCGGAACACACAAAUGUUUGUUUCUGGUACAUUCCACCUAGUCUCAGAGGGAUGCCAGACUCAGAGGAAAGAAGAGAGAAACUACAUAGGGUGGCACCCAAAAUCAAGGCUCUGAUGAUGGAAUCGGGCACCACGAUGGUUGGAUACCAGCCUCAUGCAGACAAAGUCAAUUUCUUCCGAAUGGUUGUUUCAAAUCCUGCAGCUACCAAAUCUGACAUCGAUUUCCUUGUUGAAGAAAUAGAAAGACUGGGGCAAGACCUGUAAUCUACUUGAAUGACCUGUUUCAUUUCUCUAGAGCUCUAUUUUCCAGUACUGGCUUUAAAAUAAAAAUAAAAAAUCCAGUUCUGUAGCACAUAUUUUAAGGUAACCCCUUUAUAAACAUUUAACUCAUCUAAAACACAGUCUUUUAAAACAAUGAUAGAACUACUCCUUUAGAUUACUGAAACAUAUAUGCAUAUUAGUAGGUUACUUUAACAUGAGGGUGGGGAAUGUAUUAUCUUGAAAUGUAUAUUUUACCUUAUGUAAACCCAGUAAUUCCAAGUAGCAGGAAGCUAAUUGUACUAAGAUAGCCAGUUAAGAAUGUAUAGUGCUAUAAAUAAAAUUGUAAUAACUCCUAAAAUAGUUCAUAGUAUCUUCUCCAGUGCAGAGGUAUUCUUAAUCAAGGACUGCUCUUGUGGAGACUGUUUUUUGUCUAUUUUGAUUUGUUAAAACACUUACCCUAUAUAUUCUUGUAUGAGUCUAGAAAUUUUAAUCAAAAAUCAACCCAAAAAUAUGGGAACUCUGUCAAAAAAGAAUCAAGUCCUCCUCUGGGUAUGCCAUGACCUUCUGGCAAACAAACUCGUAAAAUGUGGGCUAGACAAAACUACGUUUAGGUGGAUCUGUAAUUAGUUAAGCGAACGAACCAGCGAAAAACCCAAAGAGUGCUCACCAAUACGUCGUCUUCAUCUUGGAAAGCAGUCACGAGUGGAGUGCCGCAGGGUUCUGUCCUGGGCCCGGUUCUGUUCAACUUCUUUAUUAACGACUUAGACGAAGGGUUAGAAGGCACGAUCAUCAAGUUUGCAGAUGAUACCAAAUUGGGAGGAUAGCUAAUACUCCAGAAGACAGGAGCAGAAUUCAAAACGAUCUUAACAGACUAGAGAGAUGGGCCGAAACUAACAAAAUGAAGUUCAACAGGGACAAAUGCAAGAUACUCCACUUAGAUAGGAGAAAUUGAAAGCAAAGAUACAGAAUGGGGGAUGCCUGGCUCAACAGCAGUACGUGUGAAAAAGAUCUUGGAGUCCUUGUGGACAACAAGUUAAACAUGAGCCAGCAAUGAGAUGCGGCAGCUAAAAAGGCCAAUGGGAUUUUGGCCUGCAUCAAUAGGAGUAUAGUGUCUAGAUCCAGGGAAGUCAUGCUACCCCUCUAUUCUGCCUUGGUCAGACCACACCUGGAAUCACACUCUGUCCAAUUCUGGGCACCGCAAUUGAAGGGAGAUGUUGACAAGCUGGAAUGUGUCCAGAGGAGGGCGACUAAAAUGAUCAAGCACCUGGAGAAUAAGUCCUAUAAGGAGCGGCUGAAACUGCUGGGCAUGUUUAGCCUGCAGAAGAGAAGGCUGAGAGGAGACAUGAUAACCAUGUAUAAAUAUGUGAGGGGAAGUCAUAGAGAGGAGGGAGCAAGCUGUUUUCUGCUGCUCUGGAGACUAGGACGCGGAACAAUGACUUCAAACUACAGGAAAGGAGAUUCCACCUGAACAUCAAGAAGAACUUCCUCACUGUGAGAGCUGUUUGGCAGUGGAACUCUCUGCCCCAGACUGUGGUGGAGGCUCCUCCUUUGGAGGCUUUUAAGCAGAGGCUGGAUGGCCAUCUGUUGGGGGUGCUUUGAAUGUGAUUUCCUGCUUCUUGGCAGGGGGUUGGACUGGAUAGCCCAUGAGGUCCCUUCUAACUCUAUGAUUCUAUGAUUGGUGAGAUGGACAGGAGCUUAAUCCAUCACAGGGGUAUUUAAAAGAAGCACCAACUCCUUCUUCUUUCUCUGAGAUUGCUUUAGGCCUCUUUGAAUGCCUUGGCAGGGAAUGGCCUGUGACAACUUGGGGCUCAGUUGCCAUUGGUGUCUUCCCUUCUUUGCAGAAUGGCCCGCCACUCAUCCACUGGUUGUAUCAAGAUCCUUAAUUUUGGCCCCCAAACCUGCCCUCGACUUAUACAUGAAGUCAACUUAUACAUGAAUAUAUAUGGUAUGUCCCCAUCUAAGCUGCUCCGAGUAUAUGAUUGGGCUCGUCCCCAUGUAAGCCGCUCCGAGUCUCCUCAUGGAGAUGGAGGCGGGAUACAAAAAUAAAGUUGUUAUUAUUAUUACAUUAUGUCACACCCUGACUCAUGGGAUCUCAGGGCAACAUAACAACAUAGGGAUCCACCAGAGCAUUGCUUGGUAGAUUAUAUCUCAGCAGUCACAUUUCAGGCCCAUUGUUUUGCCGUUUAUCCCAUUCAUUACAGUUGAGCACAUUCACAGGUCAAUGCAUUAUGCCAGACACACGCUACUGGUCUGUGCCCAAUUUGCUGCUAAUUUUACUUGGCACAACCAAGUCAAAGUUAAGCAUUUUUUAAACAGAGAGAUCUUAAGAGAUCUUAACUUUGAGGCAAUGGUGUCCAGCAUGUUUGGAUUGCACCCACAUUUUGGACUGGGGUCUGGGGAAGCCAAUGUGUCAGUCAAAAUAUAAAUCAUGUGGUGGUCAAUAACAUGUGGCAUCCAAAGUAAAAUUGGAUAAAGAAACAUUUUAAAAAAGAUAGAGUCUUAGAAAUGUAGGGAAACAUUUAAUAAUUUUUGUUGGUAUUUCUCUGAUGCACAAAAGUGUAAGGGACAAAUUCUAAGGAGAACCACCUAGUAGUUGUAUGUAUGCCCCCUUAGUUGUCAUAUCAGGGGGAUAGUAGUAGGCUUGUAGCUGAGUUGUUGUAAUAGGCUAUAUUAUUGUUGUAUUUUUUAGGAUUUGGUUUGUGUAGACUGUGUACAUUAUUGUUAAAUAGGGUUGGGGAGGAAUUAUAUGUAAUAGUUUUCCAGCAAGAUAACUGUUCAUUUCUCUUUAUAUGAACUGUUUGCUUCUUUAUAUGCAAAGAUUUACCAUGCUAAAGAGUUGUCUUGUAUUUUCUUCCAUUUGUAAUGUAUCCUAUUUAUAUAAUUAUCAAAGUUCUAAAUAACGUUUAUUGGUAUUUUAGUGUAUUUGUGAGCCAAAGAGAAAAUUAAAAAUUAGUUGACACAUUUAUAUGAUAGUGCCCUUAAAAUAAUAAUUUAACAGAUAAUUUUACUGUCUAUAAGGAACCCUAACACUGUAUAUAGAUUUUAGCCUAAUGGAAUCAUUUCAUUUUAAUAGAAAUGUCACUUUUACUAAUUGUACUGUAGUCUGGCUGUACGUUUAGUGUUUUGGAUGCUUUUUAGUGAAUUAUGGAUGUUUAAAUCGGGCCCCUGUUCCCAUGGUUGUUCAAGGCCAAAUUCUGUACUUAGUUUAGAUAAAAUAUUUGGCAAAGAUAUGCAAAGAUGGUUCUGUGGAAGAGUCCCUAUCUCUCUGUCUCCUGAAUGUCAGAAAGGUGACUGUCAAAGUCAUUUGGAGUUUACAAGAGAGGAGGAGGAGGAGGAAAAGCUUGGCACAGAACAUUUUGGGUGUGGCUGCCUUGCCACAAUAAUUUUGCAUUGUACAGUUAUCAGAUUUUAUUAGCUAGGCCGUUAGUAUUAUGAAUCCUUAGUUUUUCGUACUGCUAAAGAGGAAGCAAAAGUCGUAGGACUGACAGAAUUUCUUGGAUCAAGAGACAUCUGCCGAUUUUAAAAGCUUCCCAAAUAUGCUGCUAUGGCUGUUAGCUUCAAUUAAUGCCUCAUAUUUCCAGUGCAUAAUAAACUUUAGAGACUACAGCCCUGCACAAAGUCUAGUUGAAAUGAAUGGAACUUAUGUAAAUCAACAGGAAUUGCACACAGAACUUUGUGCAGGAUUUUUGGGCCUGGAUUUUUAACAAAACAGUGUUAUAUUGGGGAAAAAAUAUUAACAAUAUUUUAAUGAAUGUUUGUUGGGAUUUGUGUAGAUUUUUACCUUUUUGGUUCCAGGGAUUUUCCCAGUGUGGAAUGAAUAUCACUUUAAAGUCCAUGUUAUUUUAGAGAGCCUUGAUACUGUCACCAUCUUUAUCAUCCCCUUUAUGGUCCCUUGUAAGCUUGCCUGGCUCUUCUGCAUUCAAAUGCUCAGCACUUCUGGACUGUGUUCUGUCUUUCUUGGCCGUCUUAAAUAUCCAUAUGGUAUUUUAAUAUCAUAUGGGUGGAACAAAUGAGAAGCCAUUAAGAAGAGUCUAACACCUGCUUUCUCUAAUUAAUCUCCAAAUAUAGAAGGGUUUUGUCUAAAUAAAAACACAUCUGUAUUGUA